Molecule: messenger RNA, 9995 nt
Organism: Ooceraea biroi (clonal raider ant)
Lineage: Eukaryota; Metazoa; Arthropoda; Insecta; Hymenoptera; Formicidae
Product: telomere-associated protein RIF1
Biological process (GO): telomere maintenance
Cellular component (GO): nucleus; chromosome, telomeric repeat region
Source: RefSeq, a predicted model, not a curated record
UGCCCGAAGGAGCCAGAGCCGGACAAGAGCAGCACGCGUAGAUUCCGAUUGGCGUGUGAUCGGUUCAUGCCUUCAUGGCAAAACAAUUACAAAUCGUUCUCGUUUGGCGGUUCUGACGCGUGGGAAGCAACGGUCGGAAGAGAAAGAAAAGUCCUACGAGGAUCUAGGAUUCGCGUAAGAAAAACGCAGUGCGUUUUCGCGCCUCAAUUAAACGCGUGUCGGCGUGUCGUUUACACGAUUUGCGACGCGCAUCAAGAAAUUGCUCGUCUCUCUCUCUCUCGCGCUCUAACCUCUCCCCCUCUGUACUCCCCCCUCUUGGUGCGGACAAGCCGCGUUCGCGUCAGACAUUCGUUUCAGGCGCGGAAAGUUUUUCCAGUACCGAGACGAAAAUCGUGUGACGUGUUGGUGGUAGUAGUAAAGAAGAAAGCGGGAAUAAAAGUCGCGCCGGCUCGUGCGCGCGACGCAAGAUGAGCGGUAAUAAAUCGUAAUUGUUGGAGUGAAAAUAAAAAAGGCAGGCGGGAAGAAGACACGACGAAAUGGCCACGACUGCGAACACGAUCUUCUCGAGGAUGCUGAAGACGUUGCGGGAAAACAACAACAUCAAGGAAAAGCGCGAGGCGCUAACCUAUAUUUCCAGUCAAGCCAAAAAGUUAGAGGCAAGUGGCACUAUCAAGGAGGAACGCUAUAAAGAAUUAUGCAGGCUGGUAGUAGAAGCAUUUACAAAAGACGAAGGAAGCAUGCAGUACGAAGCAUUCGCAGCACUUAAUGCUAUUGUACAAGAGUUCAAGGCUCAUUCCUUGCAUCUUUUUGAAUCAAUGUUACAGACAGACAAGAGAACAAGGUUAAAAAUUCUUAAACUAUUGGAAGUGGUAGAAGACAAUGCUAUUUCUGCAGCUGCCAACGAUGGACAAGCCUUAAACUUUUUUAAGGAUAGUAUGCACAGUGUGCAACCUACUUCGAUGGAAUGGAUAACGCCAACAGCGUGCAUAGAUAACUUACAUAUGUUAACGAAGAUUGAGCAACAAGCCUUGUCCGACGAACAGAAAUUGGACGAAGACAUAUAUAAUCACUCGCUUGCUCUUCUGAGAAGAUUGUACAAAAUUGCUGCGAUAACAGUCGAUCAAAAUAUUCAGAGGUUUGAUAAUUUGCUGAUGGACAAGAUUGUAACGUUGGCAUACAUGGGACACAAACGUCAACGUAAUCCUGCUAUAAAAGUCUUGCAGCAGGCCGUGGCGACCAAUUCGUCGGCGCGCAUUCGUAAGGAUUACUCCGACCUGUGGUUGCAGUAUAAAACCAAUUUGCAAUCGAUAUAUUGCAAGCGCAUGUUGUUAUUGGUAACAGCGUGCGAGCCAGACUGGUCUGUUCAGUGGAAUACUACUAUUCAGUUUCUCGGUACAGAUCUUCAUCGUGGUGCUAGUCUCAUAAAUAACUUACUGAGCGUUGAAGAGAAGGCCUUCAAGUCUACCGAUCCUAUUAUACGCAGGCAGGCUUUCCUAUCGUGGAAAUUGCUGAUUGACAAUUUUGCCCUAGACCACCAAGAACUCGCUACUCCCCGGAGAAUAAAAUUGCUUUGUAUUCCGUUAAACGCCAAGAACAGUAAAACUGAAAUGAUCGCGCUGACGAAGUUAGAAGUCUGGUGGCAUUUAAUUAUAAAAUUAUACAAGGACAUUGCGAAAUUUGUUGCUCCCGUUAUGACGCAAUUUCUGAAUUAUUGCUUCGGACCGCUUGGAGAUACGCCGUUACUUUCUUCGAAAUUUGACGUUGUUGCCUCUCCGGCGAAAAGAUUUUUUAAAACAAAAGUAGUUGCAGUGGACGCUUUGUAUCAAUUAAUUGUCGCAAAGGAAGAGCUUUAUUCGUUUGCUCCAAUGUUGGAAGAAAGGCUCCCUCAUCCCAUAACUGACGCUGUCUUUCAAGAAUGUUCAAAAAGCAUUAUUCAUAGUGUAGGCGAGGCCCUACUCAUUCUUGGCCAACUUACGGAUCAGGAAAUGAGAAACCGUUUUCAACUUGGUAAAAUAUUAUGGACAAACCUGAUGAUAUAUAUAAAAAAUAUAAAACUCAACACAAAGGACCAUCUAUACAAAGAUGUGAUAUUAGUUAUAACUGAAUUGGGAAAUCACAUAGAUAAGCUCAUGGUGAAAGAUAUGAUUUGUAACGUAAUUUUGCCGGAUAUUACUCAUAUUAUUAAGAAAAUCGAAUUUCACGAUAACGUUUUGCCGAAAUUGGUAUUGAAGCUUUUAUCGUCUCCAGUACUCGACGAGAUAUCAAAAGAUCGUAGCUGCAAUGAAGAUAUUAAGUGCCUUCUAGGAUGGUGUAUUAGCUCGCAAUUAACGUAUCCUUCAGGUGUGCUUGGGUUCCUGGAAAAAAUAAUGGAAAAUCUGCAAUCUGCAAACGAUGCGCAGAAAAAUAUUAAUACGUAUUACAGGAUGAUUCACGUAGAAUUGUGGCCUACAAUAGCAGAGGUAUUAAUGAAGUACUUAAAGAACAUUCAUAAAACCAAUGGAAACGACGAGUAUAAUAUAAAAACUGUAAAAUCAGUUUUAUCAUUUCCAUUUCAAUAUACGUGUCCGACAAGUUUUGAGGAGACGCAAAGCCAGGUCACGGCGUGGAAGGACUUGUACAAACAGUUUGAAUCACAAUCAGACGUCCUAAGUACGAUAAAACCAAACGAAAUCUUACUAGAUACUGUAACUAUGAUGCGGGAUUCACUAAACGCAAACAAAAAUUGCUGUUCCCUCAUCGUGAACUGCUUGGAUACCUUAUUAAGCACCAUUAAUUUUGAACACUUAUUAGCUCAAGAUGAGACUCCAGUCAUUGUGCAACUAAUACUAGACGCUGCAACAUAUUGUAUUAAUACGGGACAAAAUCUUAAUUCUGAGAUAGCUCUGAAAUCCUUGUCAACUAUGCUCAUCACCACAUACAGACAGAAUCCGCAAAAAGUAACGUCGUGUCUGAACGAUUGUAAAUCGGUAAUUGAACUUGCACUCGCAUCGCAAACAAAGGCACUUUUCAAAGAGAUUGCAAGCACGUGGGAAGUGAUAGUCAGUAUUUUCAAGGGACUCAACAGGCAGCUAAAUCACAAAGUCUUGUCCUCGUAUAAAGACUCUAUCGUACUGGCCAUGGAUCAUCCUAGUCCAGAUAUAAAAUCUUUGGCGCAAUCUAUUUUUGAAGUUAAAGACAGCCUAGACGGGUCUGCUAAGCGUAUUCUAAGUGAAAUAGAAGAAACGUUAGAAAAAUCGAAGUCAAAGUCUGACAGCAGUACGAAGAAGAAAACUGAGACGGGACAGACGAAGGAAGUGCGUAUAGCUGGUAGUUUCUUGAGCAGGAAGUCGCCUAAUGCGAAGCCAAUAUUUAAGCCGCCCGAGAAGAACGAGAAAAACACGCUUGUACUGCCUGAACCUGAUUCGCAAGAUUACGUAUUCAUAAAAACAGACCUGAAGUUUGACGUUAAUCGAUUGACCGAGCAUCAGAAAGAGACCUUAAAGAAGAAGAGGGAGGAUAUACCGGCACUGUACAACGAUCUUUCGCAAUCGUCGUCACAGAACUCGCAAAACUUGCAGCAAUGGUUUGAUAUUAAAACCAAGCAUAUUAACGAGUCGGAGAAAGUCAGUAGUAAGAAGAAUGAUUCUUCUGUAACGCAGAAGCCUGUCGAUAAUGAGGCUAACAAGGAAAAUAAAAUCGCCAUUAAGCAGACAGCAUUUUCGGAUGUAGUGGAUCACAAAAUAGUUGAUCAUAUGUAUUGCAGCAAAUUGGACGAAAAUACCGCCGGCAUUAAACAAGACGAUAACUUGACGGACGAGGUCGAGAAAGAAAAUUCCGACGACAAGCAAGAGGACGAUGUGCCAAAAGACACGAAUUUGACUCCGCAUACGAUGUCUCUCAAUGAGCAGAAUGAUGCGCCGCAUGAGAACGAGGAUACAAAUAUUGAAAAUCCAGCAUCUGUUGUGAAAAAAUUAAAUUUUGAAUCUCGCGAGGAGUUUCCCGAGGAUAGGACGCACGAGCAACAAUUGUCUCCAUCGAUGUUGGAUAAUGUUAAACGACGGCAUCGUAAUAGCUCGUCAAAAUUAAGUUCACCAUCGAAAAGCGAUAAGACUGUGGAAGGCCAAACAGAACCAAUUACGACAAAUGCGCAAAGGACGUUGAGAGUGAAGGCCACCCAGGGAAAAUCUGACACAAGUGACAAACGAAAGCCGAAUGAUGAUACAGAUUUCAAGGAGGGUUCUAGCGAAAAUAAGAAGAGUAUGAAACGUAAAUACAUGUCGGAUAUUGAAUCGGACCAAGUGAUGCAACGUCGAAAGCGAAAACUGAUUUCGUCCAAUAAAAAUCUUAAUGACGACGACGGUGAAACAUCACGAGGUAGUAAUGUAUUCUCGGAUAUAGACAUGGAUAGCAUCAGUCAACGCACGAGAAACGAAAUAUCUCGCUUGAAGAUCGAUAUGGUGUUCGAUUGUCAUUCAGUGAAUCGCCGUCGAGCGAAGCAUUCGGACGAAAAUGAGAAAGAAGCAUCGGUGCAUGCAUUAAGGAAACACGGGACACCGGACACGAAGAGUGUCAAACUGAAAUCUGCGGAUGUGAAAUCUGCAGAAGGGUCAAAAAGAUUUUCGAAAACGACGGAGAAGAGUACGAAAGAUGCGAGGGAUGUGGACGAUGCGGAUCAAGGAACAUUUAAGAGGCGGAGUAGUAGCAGGAAAAAUAUGAAACCAGAGUUUGAUAACGCAGAUGUUAAUAAAGAAGCCAGAAAAUUUAGUAACUUUACUGACAAAGCUUCUGAAUUGAAAAAUUCAGCGGACGCAGAAACGAUACAUCCGACAUCCGUUCAAGCGGUACAAGAUGCUGCUGUCACUAAAGUCCAAGUAGACGAAAAAGAUAAAGUUGAUAAAGACGAUUUCAAAUACAAUUCAAGCGCCGAAAGUUCGGAACUUACCGAACCAAGCAAACAAAGUCAAGAUGAGGUUGGAGAUGUCGUCGAAAGUUCACAAACUUCUACCAUCGGUUUAAAAUUAGAUAAAAAAUGUGGUGAGAAACAAUGCUUCAUUAAGAUCAACAAAAUGACGAAUGUUCACGCCACAAAAGUCUCUGACACGGUUGUUGAAAAACAUAACGUACCUGAAUCCACUCCCAUGGAUUAUGGUGAUAAUGAUGUACCUGAUCCGUGCGAUAGAGCUAAAAAUAACGCAGAAAUGGAUGAAAUGGAAGAAAACAAAGAUAAUGCAAACAAAACUUCAGUUCAGGAAACUGAUAAUUCUGAUAUAAAAGUCGUGAUACCACCAGACAACCAGAAAAUGAUUGACAAUUCGUCGUCCAUGAAAUCUGUGGGAAUAAUUAAUUUUACCUCGCCGAAAAGCAGUACCAAGAUGUCCAAAUCGAAACCCUUCACGGGACGUGCUGCUCAUAUGCUGGGAUUAGUUACGAAGCAAUCGCGAAUCGAUGACGACAGUCCGAUUAUCGAGGAUGAAUUGCCAGCAAAGAAAUUAAAAACUAAGGACGCGGAAAGUGAAACGUCAACGAGUAAAAAAAUAUCAAUGGUCAAAGAGAUAGAUAAAAUAGGUGGGCCUUCUGGUAGCCGGCAAGAGAAGAUGUUCAGCAAUAUGAGAUCGGCGGAUUAUUGUGCCUCAUCAAGCCAUGCGUUUACUACCUUGAAAAAUGAUGGGGAGAAGCUUUCGUUUAAAUCAGACAAGAGUAUGUCUGAUCAUUUAUCAAUGGAAGCUUCAACUGACAAAGAGAACGAGAGAAGUGUAUCGCCUCUGCGCGAAAGAGACCAUCUACCGAUAUUGGAAUGGUCUAGCGCUAAUCCACCAUCAUUGACCGCAUCACCGAGCGCUAGUAUUCUUAAACGAUGUCGAUCGAAUAUGUCGGAACCAGAUUCAGAUUCAACUCCUAACAAGCGAAAACGAGUGAGCUUCGCUGAUCCACCAGUGAAGGAAAUCUUCUUUGACAAUUCCGUUUCAGAAUCUCCGCAAAAACCAAAUAAGUGUCCUACUGUACGCGGUCCCACCUCGAGGAAAGAUUCUCCGUUGCGAUUAAAGCAGGCUAAAUUUAAAUAUCCACCGAUAGACGUCGAGAAAGUACUAAUUGACAACGACACUCAAAACCAAAACGAUACUGAAGCUGUUUCGAAUACUGAGGAGAGUACUGAGAAGAGGGACGAAUCAUUGACAAAAAUAUCUGAAGCAUCUUCGGAAACACUGAAUAUCAAUGAGCAGACACAUAACGAUCACCUAGAGAAUAACAAUGUCGUUGAAUCAGAUUUGCGUGCGAGAAUCAAUAUCGAUGAAGAUUUAGGAUUGGCGCAAGAAAUUGAGAUAAGCAUGGACUCGUCGGCUUCUGCGGAAGAUCAACAGGUUUUACCUUCCGGAGAGGUAGAGAAUUCUAUCGACACUGUGUUAAUAGACUGCAUCGGAACAGUGGAUUCCGAAACGCAACAAGACAUCUUUGACGGGGCCGAUACGAAAAACAAUGUUACGCUGCUCGAGACGAACAACUAUGAUAUUAACAGAUCCAUCCAAAAUAAUUCGGUAGAUUCUAUUAAGUUGAACGUAACCAAUGACUCUGUGAUAGAGGCUUUACCUACCAGAGGCGAUAAUGUGACGAGUCUAGAGGAUACCGUAGAUAUCCAAAAUAUGACCGAGCUGAAUUCCACUAUGAAUUCGGACGAGAUAUUCUGCGGGAAAUUUAUGCGCACCAGUACCGGCACGCACGGGACGGGAAACACGGCGGAACAGGACACUUUAACGGUGACGGAUUCCGUAUUCGCGAGCUUACCGCUGUCGCAAGACACUCAGGAGGCUGAGGAAAACGUAGAGCCGGAUUACGAAUUUCUCGACUCUACGCAGCCUAUUUAUCCGACGUUGUCGUCGUGCGUGGAACCCAUCGAUACCAUCAUCGAGCAGUUGACCUAUCCCCCUUGGAAGCAAAAUCUGCGCACGUACUUCACGACUACUAGCUUGUGCACGAUCGGCGAUCUUGCCCAACUGUCAGAACGCGAAGUUAACAGGCUUCCCAUGAAGUGUAAAUCGAAAACCAAAUUUGUCAAGAAGGUGUUGCAACACUUUGAAAGCGUGCAAAUCAAGCGCUUGGACGAGACGUCGGACACUAAAGUGGAACAGCCGCCUGCUGUGACGAUGGACGAAACACAAACUGCAUCAGCCGCUCCAGUAUCUGUAAUAAUCGACGAAUCUUUGAGUUGUAGCACGCCGCUUAACCAGUCUACCGUCGUAAAGAUUCUCGAUAAUCCGCCGGAAGAGAAAUCACCUACAGAGCAUUUAGAUAAAACCGACUCUAUUGUCAGUGACAUGAAUAUUUCCUCGGAACAUGUGUACUCCAAAAAUCCUGAUCUAUUAGCAGAUAUUUCUGGAGGGAAUGAAGAAGAAGACGCGAGGGUAUCAGUCGCUACUCGAAACCCACCUGGAACAUCCACCGAUGAGACUAAACCCACGUCUACUUCCCCAUUAUUCUCUAAAACUGACGCAACUGCAAGCAAAUCGGCGUCUUCAAGUGCCAGUAUAAACGCAUCGGAGAGCCUCGCUGAAGCCUCGAGUACGUACGAAGAACUUCACAUUACUCACUCGUCUGUCGGUACUAGCACCGAGGACGAUAGUUUCGUGACGCCAAGCGUUCAGAAAGUCACCAAGUCCGUGGAGUCUCAAAUGGCACUUGAUGAAUUAUUGGACGAAAUCGACGUGAACCUCGUGUUGAAGAGCGCCGUUAGGAGAUGCAGUCCCGAAACGCUGCUUACGCAGUAUAAGAUAAAGAUGAGUCAUUUAAAGGAGACGGAACUGAUCAAAGAGACUAUCAGGCUGCUCGGUUUACAGAACAACAAGGUUAACGAUACGUCGUUGAAAGCGGCCUGUUACGCGUGCGGCAUCAAUAAGGUGCUCACCAGAUUACCGGACAUCUUCAGCCACGACAAACAGUUUUUUAACAAGGUCCUCAAAGUGUACAGCAAAAAGCUCAACAUAACCGACUGCCUAAAUGUCUUCAAUUACAAUCAGUUGAAGAGCGCGAUCUGCCAGAUGUGCUCGUCGUCGCAACUCGUCGAGAUACUGUCGGAGAAGCUGAAGCAGGAGGAACAGCAGGGUAUCAAACAACCGAUGACGGAAUUGUCAAGUCUGGACGCGAUGUUGCAGCGAUUACCGAUGGACGUGAUCAUCAGUCAUACUGUGGCGAACGAGGAGCUGAUACCGGCGCCGGUAGUCCUGGACAUAGCCCUGCAGAACAAUAGUUCGGACGACAUAGCGCGGGCGUUGAAUGCGCAGUCACCCUUCAUGGCCAAAAGCGUCAUGGACAAACUAUGGACAUCACAGUUUACGGUCGCGCAUAUCGAGAACGGCGACGUGCCCAAAGACAGCUUGCUCAGCAUUUUUAAGAGUGUAUGCUCCAAACUGACCGCGGAAGAGCUGUUGGACGCAUAUCACGAAGCCAUGACUAGCAAGCUCAAGCUAAAAGAGGAAAAGAAAUAAACCUGAAACUGAAGGUAGAAAUUGCAAUUGCAAUGUCAAGUCAAAUAAUAAUGCGACUGAUGUUUAGUACUGAUAUAUAUUUUUCUCAAGAAAUCACUUUGUUCACCUCCAUUCGUUUAUUCUCUAUUGUAAUUCGUUCGUUAUUCACCUUUAAAAGUUGUGAGUCUUUGACGGGCUCUUUUCAUUGCAUAGUCCGUACAUAAUGGCCUCUCCGUUGUCUUUGUUUUCUGUUGUAAUUGUUACCACUGAUAGGUUCAUUAAAGCUUAGCUGGACUUAUUCAUCAUGUUAUUCAUCAACUUUGUUAGACGAGUUGUAUGCCAUAAAUAUUUACACAUUUACCAUAAUUGUAGCACGUUCAUGCAUUAGGUAUUACAUCUAAAGACGUAAUUAUUUUUUAAUUAAUUGCACUAUGUUGCAAUACUUGUAUAUAUAUAUCCCCAUAUGGAGAAAAGCUUUUUACCACUUUGAUUUAGAUGUAUUAAAAGCAUCUUAAUUACAAAGCAAAUAAAGAAAGGAAAGGAAAAAAGUAUGUAUAAAUACAGGAUAUAAUGUGUAGUCUUUGCAUUUUCAUACUUUGUUGAAUUUACAUCACAAUUUUGCAAUUUUGUCAAAUAUUGGUGCUCUAAAAUUAAUCUGUUCUCGAUGUUUUCAUUCCAUAAUUAUUUUUAUGUACACAACCUCGACGUAAUAACAUAAAAGUUUAAAAAAUAAUUAUAAACAAUCUAAUUAAAUCUAAUUUUCUUAAAUUGAACUCAUUAAAACUGUGAAAAUUUUGAACAGUGUAUCAUGUCUAUCAUGUUACUUCGAGCAAAUACGGAGAUUGCUAUUACAAAUAAGUAUUCGGUAAGACCAAACGCGCAAUUAUCAGUAAUUAUUUAUUUUUUUUAAUGAUAUGAAUUUUUUUCAUUUAUUAAAUAUGUGCGAUACGAGAUUAGAGUGUCUCUUAUCUUCAAUCUGGAUAGUUCCUUAUUCACCUUAUCCCAUCAUGAUUUCUUUUACUUUCUCUACUAUUUUUAUUAAAUAGUAUGUUAACUAAUUAGUAUAUAUCAUAAUGCAUGUUUAAUUUCGUUAAUAAACAUUUAUAUCAUUCAAGAAAUUCAUAAUUUUCAAUAAAAUUCUAUUUUAAAUUAGUUAAAUGAUUUUAAAUAUACUUAAAUUCUCGUUUAUUUUUUUUAUGGUUAUAAUAAGAGAAACAUUCUGUAUAAUAUCUUUUACUGUUCAACAUUUUUCAUCCUUAUUACAUUAUUAAGAUUUUACGUUUGUAUAUGUUUGAUUCAUAUGACCGUAUGAUACUACUAUGACAAACAAUUAUUCGUGAAUUGCACGAAAAUGUAUCUUUAAAGAUUAUUAUAACGUAAUAUCACAAAGUAACGUCUUUCGAAAAUUGAAUGAAAUAUCGCUGCAAACUUGCACACGAAACCACAUCAAUUAUUCAGUCUUUUAGUUUAGGUAUGUAUUAUUGUAAAUAUAGAUGUAUGUGUAUGUAUGUCAUUCACCAUGAUGGAAUCACAAUGAUCAAUAUAAUAUUCAUUGAUUAA